Molecule: messenger RNA, 1032 nt
Organism: Capronia coronata CBS 617.96
Lineage: Eukaryota; Fungi; Ascomycota; Eurotiomycetes; Chaetothyriales; Herpotrichiellaceae
Exons: 1
Coding region: 1-1032 (343 amino acids)
Source: RefSeq, a predicted model, not a curated record
AUGGAGACGGUCAAAACGGCAAUUGCGGAGAAUCUUGGGGGCGUCUCUCACAAGUUGGCCAAUCAGGAAGACCAGUUUGACAUCAACAAAGAUGUGCCGGACCUCUCUGGCAAAGUUGCUCUGAUCACCGGCGGCAGCGAAGGCAUCGGAUAUGCGACGGCCUACACGCUGCUGAAAGCAAACCUGUCCAAGAUCUUCAUUGUGUCGAUGAAGGAGGACGUCAAGGACAACGCCGUGGAGGAAAUUCGCCAGAACCUUGGAGCCGAGUACGCCGACAAGGUCGUCUGGUUGCAAUGCGACCUGUCUGACUGGCCGGCUGUGACGGAGGUCGCAAAGCAGGUCCGCGACCAGACGGACCGGCUGGAUAUCUUGUGUCUCAAUGCAGCGCGUGGGAUCAUGACCUAUCAGCUGACUGACUAUGGACUCGACCGACAUAUGGCGAUCAACCAUUUCGGACACGUCACUCUGACCUCGCACCUGCUGCCGCUGUUGAAGAAGACUGGCGACAAGGGCACCGUGCGGAUCCAGGUGCAGUCGUCGCGAUCACACGCAGAUACCCCUAAAGACGUCAAGUUCGAGUCGCUUGACGAACUCAACACCGACCUGGGCGCCAACGCGCAGUACGCCCGCUCGAAGCUGGCUGUUUUGCUGUACACGCGAUAUUUGGAUGCCCACCUGCACAAGGAGCACCCGAAUAUCCUGAUCAAUGCGACGCAUCCUGGAUUUGUCCAGACGAGACAAUCGAUGAAGGACAUCAAGGAGCCGUAUCCCAUCGUUGGCCAAGUCAUGCCUUUGGCCGUCAGUUAUAUUAUGAAGGAUAUCUGGAUGGGCUGUGUGAGUACGGUGUAUGCGGCGACCGCCGCGACCAAGUCCGGCCAGUAUAUCUGCCCACCAGCCAUUGCGGAACCGGGGAGUGAGCUGGCGCAGAACAGUGAACUGGGCGAGCAAUUAAUGAGACUGACGCGCGAGAUUGUCAAGGAGAAAUUCGGCGUGCAGAGCGUGGACAAGGGCUGUCCAUUGAAGGAUUAUUAG